Molecule: messenger RNA, 2079 nt
Organism: Alligator sinensis (Chinese alligator)
Lineage: Eukaryota; Metazoa; Chordata; Crocodylia; Alligatoridae
Gene: AGAP2
Product: ArfGAP with GTPase domain, ankyrin repeat and PH domain 2
Exons: 18
Coding region: 1-2079 (692 amino acids)
Cellular component (GO): nucleus
Molecular function (GO): GTPase activator activity; GTPase activity; protein binding
Source: RefSeq, a predicted model, not a curated record
AUGAGCCCCCCCAAGCAGGCGCUGGCCGGCGCUAUCCGGGCCGAGGCCAAGCGGCACGAGGGGGUGAAGCAGCACCUGGCCAAGCUGGGGCGCCUGGCGGAGCGCGUGUCCGACCCCCAGCUCCGCGCCAGCCUCCAGAGGACCGUGGUCAGCCUCCGAGAGACCUUGGCCAGCAGCCAGGAAUGGACCCUCGGGCGCUCGGUCCCUGAGAUCCGGCUGGUAGGUGGGCAGUUCAAGAAGGAGGUGGUGGUGGAUGGGCAGAGUCACCUGCUGCUGAUCCGGGAAGAGGCGGAUGCCCCCGAUGCCAAGUUUGCUGGCUGGGUGGACGCGGUGGUUUUCGUCUUCAGCCUGGAGAAUGAGAGCAGCUUCCAGGAGGCAGCACAGCUCUAUGGACUCCUGGCCACCCACCGCAGCCCCGGCGACAUGGCCCUGGCACUCGUGGGCACCCAGGACAAGAUCAGCGCCUCGAACCCGCGGGCUGUGCCCGACUCCCAGGCCCAGACACUCUGCGCCGACAUGAAGCGCUGCCUCUACUACGAGACCUGUGCCACGUAUGGCCUCAACGUGGACCGGGUCUUCGUUGAAGUGGCACAGAAGGCCGUGGCCCUGAAGAAGCAGCAGCAGCUCCUGGCAUCCUGCAAGUCUCUGCCCAGCACCCCCAGCCACUCGGCCGGCUCCACCCCCGUGGGUGGGGUGCACCCGGGGCAGGCCAACAACGGGGGCCACACCAGCGACUACUCGUCCUCGCUGCCCUCCACGCCCAGUGUCAGCCACCGGGAGCUGCGGGGCGAGGCCACGGUUCCGGCCACGGCCACUCUGGGCACACCCAGCUCACUGCACCGGGGCGCCAAGCGCCGCACCAGCCUCUUUGCCAACCGCCGGGGCAGCGACUCGGAGAAGCGGAGCCUGGACAGCCGGGGGGAGGCAGGCAGCGGCCGCGCAAUCCCCAUCAAGCAGCGCAGCGGGAACUCACUGAACAAGGAGUGGAAGAAGAAAUACGUGACGCUGUCGAGCAACGGGCUCCUGCUCUACCACCCCAGCAUCAACGACUACAUUCAUAGCACCCAUGGCAAGGAGAUGGACCUGCUGCGCACCACGGUGAAGGUGCCUGGGAAGCGCCCGCCCCGCGCCAUCUCAGCCUGCGGCCCCUCUGCCAGCAUCAACGGCCUCGUCAAGGAUGUGCCCGUGCCCGAGGGUGCUGCCAGCGCGUCGCCCGCCACGCUGAGCCUCCCACCUGAGCCCAGGGGCGGGGGCAAGGACCGCACCCUGCAACCCGCCGCAGCCAAGCGCAAAAUGUGGAAGCUCAAAACCUUUGGUAGCUUAAGAAAUAUUUAUAAGACAGGUGCAACAGCCCAGAGUGAGGGAGUGGCCCUCUGCCUGGUGCCCUUGAAACAGGAGAAAAAUGCGACCACCUCUGGGGCCCGGAUGGACAGCCAGAGCGAGGCCGUGGCCAUCCAGGCCAUUCGCAACACCAAGGGCAACUCCCAGUGCGUGGACUGCGGGGCCCCCAACCCGACGUGGGCCAGCCUGAACCUAGGGGCCCUGAUCUGCAUCGAGUGCUCGGGCAUCCACCGCAACCUGGGCACGCACGUGUCGCGCGUGCGCUCGCUGGACCUGGAUGACUGGCCCUCGGAGCUGACGCUGGUGCUCACCACCAUCGGCAACGCCACGGCCAACGGCAUCUGGGAGGCACGGCCCCAGGGGCGCCGCAAGCCCACACCCGAUGCCUCCCGGGAGGAGCGGGAGGCGUGGAUCCGCGCCAAGUACGAGCAGCGCCUGUUUGUGGCGCCGUUGCCGGAGCCCACGGCCCCACUGGCCCCGCGGCUGCUGCAGGCGGCACAGGAGCAGGACAUGGGCACUGUGCUGCUGCUCCUGGCCCACAGCACCCGUGAGCUCGUCACCGCGGGCACUGGCGACCCCGACCGGCGCUCGGCCCUGCACGUGGCCUGCGACCUCGCCCACGUCGUCAUCACCCAACUCCUCGUCUGGUACGGCGCGGACGUGACGGCGCGGGACGGGCUGGGGCGCACGGCGCUGUACUACCCACCGGUGCCCACCGUGGCCAUGUACAGCAUUUGA